UUCUUCUCUCUACUUUUCUUCUUUUUUUUCUUAUAAAUACCCUAAUAUUUUUAAAACAAAGUAAUAAAAAAAAGAAGUAGUGACUCUUUCUCCGUUUUAUCAUUGAAUCCAUUUGAUUUUUCUAAAAAAAAAGUGAUUUUUUCUAAAAAAGCAUAGUUCCUUCUUUCCCAAAAUUGUCAACGAAUAAAAAAAAGAGCGUCCCAGAACAUUUUUAUGCCUAUAAAACCAACGAGACGUGCAGCAGCACGUAGUAAGGAAAAGGAGACCGUCAUACCCGUAGAGAAAGAUCCUACUAUUAUCCAUGACAUAACACCACCACCACCACGCACAUCCAAAAGAAGAGGAAGACCACCUAAACAUUUAUUAUCAACCGACCAUACGCCUAUCCCUUCACCUUUACACACAUCCAUCCACGACACUGCCAAGAAACGAAGAAAAGGAAAAGAAAAGAACCCACAAGAACAAACCAUGGGCAACACCUCACAAGACACUAGCCAUAGCAGUCGUCGUACGCAUAGUUCCAGCCAAAGAAUCGAGAAAAAGAAAACAUCCCAUCACGAUUCGUUCUACGUCGAUGCAAAACAACCUUUAGACAUUAAAAGACACGAUCAUCAGGUCGAUCAUCAACAUCAAAGCACGCACGAUACCCCAGAUACUUCAUCAUCAUCAUCCAUCGCUUCCGAUCCAGUGUCAACGGAAGAUUCUCCCGUUUCGACGACCACCCCAUCAUCUUCACUUACUCUUUCCUCUACUUCAUUGACACCAGACACACCUACAGAAGAAGAAGAAGAAGAAUACGGCACACCGUCAGAAGAGUUUGAGACAACAACGCCCUCGCCACCAUCUCGAGUCGAUCAACAAGAGCAACCCACAUCAACAUUACCAGUUGCUGUUUUUGAAAAAGUAACCGAUCAAGAUCAGUUUUAUAAUAAAGCUACUUUUUACAACGACAGUAGCGACAUGGACGAAGACGACAAUGACCUCAUUCCUACAGAAAAACGAAAUCCUAUCGUCUUUAAAAGACCCAAAGAUCAUUUAAUAAAAUUCAAAGAACCUACAGAACAAGAAUUGAUUCAAACCGUCGAAUAUGAUAUGGACGAACAAGAUGCUCAAUGGCUAAAAGUGUUGAACAAAGAACGUAAAAAACACAAAUUAGGCCUCAUCACCGCUGAAUUUUUCGAGGCCAUCAUAGAUCAUAUUGAAAAAGAAUGGUUCAACUUGGUCAAGGAUUUACCCAAAAAGUCAUCCGAAGAACAAGGCUUUCCUGAAGAUAUUCAAUGUGCUGUAUGCGACGAUAGCGAAUGCGAAAACAGUAACGCCAUUGUCUUUUGCGACGGCUGCAACAUUGCCGUGCAUCAAGACUGCUAUGGCAUCCCUUACAUUCCUGAAGGGCAAUGGCUCUGUAGGAAAUGCAUGGUCUCCCCCGAACAGCCCGUGUCCUGUAUCUUUUGCCCCACCGAGGGUGGUGCCUUUAAACAAACCACGGAAAAUCAGUGGGGCCAUCUGGUGUGUGCCAUGUGGAUACCGGAAGUCGGUGUAGGCAACAGUGUCUAUAUGGAACCCAUUGAUAAUGUCGACAAGAUACCGAAAAGUCGUUGGAAAUUGACGUGUUACAUUUGUAAAAAAGAAAAAGGGAAAAGCGCUUGUAUUCAAUGUGAUAAUAAACAUUGUUUCACCGCUUUUCAUGUCACCUGCGCAAGAUGGGCUAGAUUAUGUAUGAAGAUGAAGUUGGUCCAUGGCAGUACGGGUGGUAGUGGUGCUGCUGCUGCUGCUGCUGCUUCAGGUAUGAGUACAGGUACGGGUAUCAGCUCUGCUGCUGCCUCUUCUUUACCCAGUAGCACUACGCAUAGGAAUGCAGUAGCCGCAGCCAAGGGUUUGGAUUUGACAACACAGUCAAUGGAAAACAGUAUGGGUGACCAUCAUGACAUCGCAGCCGAUAAUGUGGUAUUGAAAGCUUAUUGCGAGAAACAUACACCCAAAGACUAUAAAGAAGAGGUCGAUGUCGAGGCAUGUGUUGCUGCAGCGCAAGCUUGGCAUGCAAAGCAUAAAACGUCCAUGCCGCGUACAAGGUAUGUAGAUGAACCUGAGCAGCUAGAAACAACUCCCGAAUCAGAGGAGGAGGACGAUAGCGAAGGGGAAUCUACAGAGGAAGAGGAUGAAAGCGAUGGUAAAAGGAGGCUGGGGGGAAGGAAAAAAGGAAAAGGUUUUCAUCAUCGUCGUCGUCGUCGGCGCCGUCAUCAGCACCACCAUCAUCACCAUCAUCGUUAUCGCCAGGAGAAACGCUCGAGUAGAGGCAAACGUCCUACUUCAAAUCGAAAGAAAGCUGCUCUAGCCCACCGCCAUCAAUAUGCAGCCGCCGAUCACGAUGGAACAGCACCGAUAGCACCUCAGUACAUCAUUGACCAUUUGGAGCAUCUUGACUUUGUCAGAGCCGCCACACAACUCAAAAAGAAAUCUUCCGUCAUCGAGCAACUCUGUCGCUAUUGGUCAAUGAAACGCCAAGAUCGCAGAGGUGCGCCUCUCUUGAAGCGACUUCAUUUAGAACCGUGGACAGCUUCCGCCUCAGAAUUGAUGGAAACAGAGGUCGAAAAAGCGCACAAGGCAGCCGCCAUGAUUGCCCUCAGAGCAGAUAUCGAAAGAGUGCGAUUGCUAACCGAGCAAGUGCAAAAAAGAGAAAAGCUGAAAUUGGACCGUUUGAGAAAACAAAAAGCCUAUCUUGACAUCAUACUCUAUCCUCUCGAAUUCAUCAUUCAAUCUGUUCUCGAACAGCUCAUCGAGUUGGAUAGUAAAGAAUUCUUUAGGUACCCCGUUACGCCAGAUCUCGCUUCUGACUACUUUGAUAUCAUCACUCAUCCCAUGUCCUUUCAAGACAUUCUCGAUAAAUGUGACCUGCAUCAGUACACAACCUUGAACGAAUUUGAAAAGGAUUUGGAUCUGAUCUGGACAAACUGUAUGACCUACAAUAAAACAAACACCAUCUAUUACAAAACCGCUCAGAAAUUGCAGACCAUGGCUGCCACCUUCUUGAACCAAGCGAGAAGCGAUUAUCAAGGGAUGCCUCUGAACGAACACACCGGCUUGCUCGAUAUAGCCGUUGGCCGUGAUUUGUUUUCCUACGGUCUUCAUCAUCAACAACGCCCAUCGUCGAGUACCACCGUCACCGCUUCUUCCGCUUCAAGUACAACACCACUCCCCACCUCCCUAGAGGGUGACGCACCACCGCAACAACAACAACAACAACAACAACAACAUUCUUCUCUCGCCCGUCGUUUUGAAGACGCCUCGACCAAAGACACUCACGAAGGGUCGCCGCCUACCUCGUCUUCGGAUACCAGUAACAAAAGAACGAAAAGACGCCGUGCUCCGACUACAGAUGAAGAAAACGAAAAGGGGGUUCCUACCGACGCAUCUCUUUCCCCUUUAAAGAAACGACGUGUCACUCGAAAUCUCUCUUUGGAUAGGAAUCAACGAGAAUUACGUUCACGCUCUGUCACCAGGAAUCAAUCGAAAGCAGAAGACAAGCAAAGUACGCCGUCAUCUCGCCUUAGAAGAACCCAUCCAUUGGAUACCCAGACGUCCUCUCCUUCUGUGAGGACGACGACGAGGAGAAGUAAGCGCAUGCCAACAUUCGUUUCCACCUCUUCUUCAAUAACAACAACGCCAUUCACUUCAAUCAAUGAUACCACUACAUCCAACGAUCCACAAGAGAGAAAUAGAAUGAGAGAGUUGAAGAAAAGACGGACGGCAGGUCCUAAUGAUUCAAACACCAACACAGAAAGACAACGUCCAGUAGAAGUGCAGGAGACGUUACUAUCCGUUGACACUAGACCGGCGCGUAGGAUGACCCGUAGCCACAGUACUCAUAGUAUCCCAUCGAAAGAAGCAGAAUCAAACAAAGACAAAGAGCAACAGAUGUACGAAAAACCUACAACGAGAAGUCAUAGAAAGCUCAAAUUAACGCUAAAAGAGAAUAACCAUCAGCAGCAGCAGCAGCAGCAGCAGCAGCAGCAAGGAAAAAGUAGAAUCGUAAAAGAGAAAGUAGAUAGGGACAGAGAUGCGGUUAAAAAAGAUAACAAGACAGUCGACACACCUGUCGCCACAGCAGCAUUAUCGUUGUCGUCCCCGUCGUCGUCAAAACUAAAACAAAGACAAGAAAGACCUCAGCAAGAAAUAAAAAGGAGGUCAACAAGGGAAAGGCAGCAGACCGACAAAAAUGAAAAGAAUAAAAAGACAAAAAAUGUAAAUGAAGACACAGAAACAGCACAACCAGCACCUUCACCAUUAUCAUCAUCCAUGUUGGACUAUAAAGAUGGUACUAUUGUGUGGGCAAAAGUGAGAGGUUUCCCUUCACACCCAGCCAAGGUAACUGAGAAAAAGGAAAAACAAGAAGGACUAAGUGACUGACCUUGAUCCUUUUUUCUAUGGAAAAGAUUGUCGAUGAUACUAUGAAAAAGAACAAAGUGCCUGAACACGUCAUUUCUGCUAAACCUGAAACGUCUAAUGAACCGCCCAUCUUGGUUACAUUUUAUGAAGUACCCGAUAACCAUCGAUGGGGUUGGGUCGAGAAAGAGGAUGUUCAACCUUUUGGACAUUUGGAG
Messenger RNA from Mycotypha africana, 4598 nucleotides. RefSeq lists its product as uncharacterized. Lineage: Eukaryota; Fungi; Mucoromycota; Mucoromycetes; Mucorales; Mycotyphaceae. Gene Ontology annotation, biological process: regulation of transcription by RNA polymerase II. Bases 214 to 4404 code for a protein of 1396 amino acids. Gene Ontology annotation, molecular function: protein binding. Gene Ontology annotation, cellular component: MOZ/MORF histone acetyltransferase complex. The transcript has 4 exons. The record is from RefSeq and is a predicted model, not a curated record.